AGUACAUCAAAAUUAAUGAUCAGAUGGUUCUUAAAGCUUUCACAAAUUCCUGAAGUUACUGAGGUUCCAAGCUUCAGUGGGGAAGCACUGUCUUACUUGCAAGGAUUGAUUGAUGGAUUUACCAUAAGCGAUGCCUUGGAAGUUAAAAAUAUAGAGAAAGUGACAAACCAUGAUGUGAAAGCAGUGGAAUACUUCUUGAAACAGAAAUGCCAAUCACAUCCAGAGAUUGCGAAGGUGCUUGAAUUUUUUCAUUUUGUCUGCACAUCCGAGGACAUUAACAAUCUUGCCCAUGCAUUGAUGCUGAAAGAAGCUUUGAACACUGUCAUAUUUCCAGUCAUGGAUGAGGUAAUUAAGGCAGUUUGUGACAUGGCUAAAGCUAAUGCUCAUGUUCCCAUGUUUUCUCGCACUCAUGGGCAGCGUGACUUAACUGAUUCAACAGUUCUGAGGAAUAUGGGUGAAGGUUUAGGGCAUUCUCUUCUUGCGUACAAAAGUGCAUUACAGGGAAUAUCAAAGCUGCAGGUUAAUGAAGCUUCUUUGUUUGAAGACUUGAAUGAGUCAUGGGAGGUGCUUGCGGAACCAAUACAGAUUGUGCUGCUAACACAACUUGGGACUCUAGAGCUUCUCCAGAAGACAUGGAAAAGAUGUGGAAUCAUCCUAUUGUUAGUAAAGAGUGGAGCAAAUCUGGGGAGAAACAGGGAAAAAGUGCGAUUUUCUCAUGAUGCCGAGAAUAGACCUUAUCUUUCUCGGGUAGAGUUAAGGGCCGGAAAUGGUGGUAGGAUGGUAUCAUUCACAUCCUGGAUUUGGCUGUUGGCUCUCUGGUGUGGACAUCAAUACUCAACAGAGUUUUGAAGCUUUGAAUCAACGUGCUGUGGCAGUUGUGGUGGAUCCCAUACAAAGUGUUAAGGGGAAGGUGGUCAUUGAUGCCUUCCGCUUAAUUAACCCACAAACCAUGAUGCUUGGCCAAGAGCCAAGGCAAACAACGUCCAACCUUGGACAUUUGAACAAGCCAUCCAUUCAAGCAUUGAUCCAUGGGCUGAAUAGGCAUUAUUACUCAAUAGCCAU
Messenger RNA from Camellia sinensis, 1062 nucleotides. Lineage: Eukaryota; Viridiplantae; Streptophyta; Magnoliopsida; Ericales; Theaceae. The record is from RefSeq and is a predicted model, not a curated record.